UAUUAGGAACAUGUAUUGUUUGAUUUUUCAAAUAUGCUCAAUAGAAGAACAAGUAGACCGCUCCCCUUAGGAGAAGCUGCUUGGUAGUGGCGGAAAUAACCUGCGCUUAUACUGAGGCGAAGCGGAGUGGAAUCGUGAAGCGAGCGCAGCGCGGGGCUGAAUAGCUGGACAGAAAAUAAAAAUAAAUGACGGAGAUCGUUCGCACGCUGUUCGACUGCCGAGAGCCUCCGACGCUGGACAGCGACGGAAAGGGCGGCAAACCGCCGCCGCCACGAGGACGUGGUUGUGGAAGGAAAAGGAAAGGCACACCGGUGAAGGUGUGUGAUAGAGUCUUUGCCACAGAAGAUGAUGAAGAGAGCAUGUCGGAGCACAGCUACGGACCAGGUGAUGGUCAAGAGGGAAUACAGAAUAAGCACAAAUUGUUUUCUGCAGAAGAGUCAGAGGGGCCAUAUUACACACCAGAAUCUUCUUCUCAAUCCUGUUCUGGAGAGGUAUCAGCGGAAGGCUCCAGUAGUGGUAGAGCUCCAGUGCUGUAUCCCCCUCCUCCAAACUGCCGCAUUCGAGAAGUGCACUAUGGCAAUCAAGUACGGUUGGUAGUCAUAGCGAUCCGCGACAUCACUAAGGGUGAGGAAAUCACUGUGGAUUACAGUUUGACAGAGUUGGCGGAAAACACAAUGGGUUUUCAUGGCACAGUGCCUCCUGCUGGCUUUGAAUGCCACUCUGUCCAAGAGAACAUUAAGAAGGAGGAUGAGUCCGGACCAGUUCCUGUGUCGGAUUAUGUUACACCAUCUUGGUCUCUUUCUCCCUCAUCCUCCCCUGUCUCUCACUCUGAGCCCAGCGACUCUGACCGUGAAUCAGACUGUGUUAACAGCGAGGCACACAACCGGAUGAACCGCAAAAAACGCAAAUCAACAGUAUCCUCUCCUAUUAUUUAUACUAACAGCAAAAAGAAACCUCCUCAGCGCCCCCCCGGGCGGCCUCCGACACUACCCCGCUCUUUACCUUCCUCCCCACCACAGCCUGCUGCCCCCUCCAGGCCUGUUUUUAAGUGCCCUGCACCAGCUGGAGUUGCAGGGAGUAAUAUUAACGUAGCAGCAUGUAGGGGUGUUAAUGUCUCACCACUGAGACAGUGCUGUGUGUAUUGUGGACGACACUACCGCUCACUCCCACGCCACCUGGAGAAACACCAUGCCCACCAGCCAGAUGUACGUGCCUCCAUGGAACGAGCACACACCUCUGCUCGCCUGCCACAUUUGCAUGCCUCCUUGCCUUCAUCCUCAUCCUCCUCUUCCUCCACACAUCAUCGCUGUCAUAAAGAAAAACCCAGGCAUGCAGUUGUAGCCACACAGCAGUCCCCACCCCCUUUAUCCCUUUCCCCAACUAGAAGGAGCCCAACCCCCUCUAGCCCUUCCCACAAAAGCCCUGCCCCUCCACCAAUAACCCCACCCUGUAGGGGAGGAGUCCCAGUGUCUGUUUUGAAGAGAAGCCCACCAACCCCUGUGACUCUGUCCCGGAAGGUGGGACGCAAAGUGAAGAAAGAGAAAGAAGAGAUUGAAGUGGUGGAAAAACCAAAAGAAGAGGGGAUUCCCAUGGAAGCAAAGGAGGUGGAGACACAGCAAUCAAAGGUGGAAGAGGCAGAAAAUGGUGAGAGGGAGGAAGACAGCGGAGCAGAGGACAAGAGCGACCUGUCUAGUUCUCGUCGACCCCACAUGCUCCCCCUCCUGUCCUCUCUUUCUUCUUUGGUUCUGUACCUGCGGCGUCUUCAGCACUCCGCCUUUAUCUCACUCUCACGCUCUCCUCAGUCGGCUGAAGCGUGGCGUCUGCUCUGCCAUUCCAGUCUGGCUCUACUUAUCCUGUACAACCGCCGCCGUGAGUGUGAGGUGUCCAAACUCACCAUUUCUGAGUACCAGGCCAGGGUUACCCCACAGUGCCCCAUUCCUGUGCCUCCUGGUGCCCCACCGGCUCUGACUCCACUUGAGGCUUCACUGUCCCCAUUCGAACGCCUUGUGCUGCCUCACUUGCCGCGUGUGGGAGUCCAGGGCAAAAGGGGGCGUGUCCAGCCCCUCAUCUUGCCCCCGCACUCUGAGGCCUGCCUGGAGCUUCUUUUGCAGACGCGGCCCGGAGUUGGAGUGGACCCCCAGAACCCUUAUAUUUUUGCCCGGCCAUAUCAUUCCCCUGCCACUCCUCUGCGGGGUACAGAUCUGCUACGGAGUUUGGCCAAAUCCAGCGGUACUCGUCACCCACAGGCGCUAACACAGACACGUGUUCGCCGGCAGGUGGCCAUUCUAACCCAACUGCUGCUGCUGGGUGAGGGAGAAGAGGAAGGCCAGUGUGGAAAUGCCACACAGCGUCUGGAAAGCUUCCUGCAGAAGGAGUACCAUGUGACGCAGAGCUGCGCUACCAUUGGUCAGGAUCCUGGGCUGAUGGGCCUUAUUGGGCGAGUGGUCCUGUGUGGGGAGAGGGAUGGCGUCUUGUUCCGGGGCAUGAGUCUCCAUCAUAUUUGCUUGGAGUUAGACGUGAUGUCAGGCAACUCUGCAGAUUCUCUGUCAGAGGAAUCAGAAGGCGAGCAGGAAAAAGAAAAGAAUGAAUCGUCCACAAUUAUGAUAAAAAAAAUCACCAUUAACAACAAGCCCCCUCGCCCCAGGAAGAUGAAUUCCUCUCCCUUUUCCCCCAACCGCAAGAGAAGCUCUGGACAGCCUAAACCAGGUAAACGGGGUGUUCUGAAGCGGCCUUGGUCUGAAGCAGAACGUGCAGCCGUGGAGUCCCACCUUGUGCGUAACAUCAUGGAGCUGCGUGUUCCCGCUAAAGCUGACUGUGAACGGUGCCUGGAGCAAUGCCCCCUUCUGGUCACCAACCGCCGUGACUGGAGGGCCAUUAAGUUCUACUGCCACAAUCGUAUUCAGCUGCUGAAAAAAACCCAGCAGAGACAGAGCCCACCCACCCUGUCUGUUUGCUGAGGUGGCCAGACAGGGAGGUGUAGCAAAGGUGUAGUCAAAAGUAGGAAGAGAAUGUGAGAAUAUUUACCAGACUAAAGCUGUAAUUUUAAUGUGUAGCCUCUUUUAUGUACAAUUAGCAGACAUUUUUGUUCCAUUGCUUUGCCAAGGCUUUGACAGAGCCAUUGCAGUUAGAGCACACUGAUGAAGAUUAACAUAUAAAAAAACUAAAGACUUUUUUUAGAAGAAAAAACCUUUUCAUACUUGUUCUGUGUAAGAAAAUAGAAAUGGUACUUUAAGGCUUUCAAACUUGAGGAAAGCUGCUUCUAAUGCUAGACUGACCCACAAGUCUUCAACCCACAAACAUCCAGAGUUUUCAUAAUCAUUUCACACAUUUAUUCUUGAUGACCUUACAGAAGAAACAACACUAAUCAUCACUAGUCAUCAUUUGAGCCCUUGCUGCCCUUUAUAUUGUGUAAACGUUUCAUGCUGAAUGGACCAAUGUAAAUGUUUGGAAAUUAUAUGGAAAAAAAACUUAUAUUCAUUACAUUCACUAGUACAUUAGUACAUUAACUUAUAUUCAAAAUUAAGAACUGAUAAUACAGUAGUUAUUGUUUUGAAGGUUUUGUUCCUGACAGCAACAAUAUGUCUCCUUAAGGUCAUCAACACCCUUAACAUUAUAUUUGAACAUUUAAAUGGUGGUAGUCCCUUGUGAGCUGUGUCUGGCUCUCUGUUGUUACCGUACAGUCUGACCACUCAGAGGCCAAAAAAACACUUUAUUGUGGCAUAAAUGUAUUUUGAGACUCUUUAUGUCUUAUGUACUCUCUGGUCAUUUAUGGCUUAGCAAAGUCAUGUUGCCAGAAAGGAAAGCACACAACAAGCUAUUUCAUUUUAAAUUUUCAAAUAGAUGCCACUGUCAAUACUACUGUAGAUUAAAUCAUAUAGGACAUUGCAAAAAAUGAAUGUAUGAUUAGGAAAGAAAGUGAAGAGUAGGGAUCUAUAUCCUCUUCCCUGCUGUUGGAAUGCAGAGUUUGCUUGGCAACCUUGAUUAUACAUACAUGCAUUUUGAAAAAAGUGGAUCUGACCAGUUUGUUCAGCCAGCAUUUCAUUUUUUUAACAGUUUAAUAACAACUGCAGUUUUUAUCACAGUAUUUUACAUUCUUAGGUUUUAUUACUUUUCUGAAUGGUUUAUAAGUGACAGAACAUGUAUUUGAAUUCGGUGAUUCAUUAAAAAUCUUCCACAUUUCCACACACAUAUUUCUGUUGGUAUUCACAUUUUCUGAUUUGCUAUGUGGUUUAGAGAUGAUUCUAAUAGCUUGGACGUUCUAACAGAAUUCCGUAGUCACACGAGGCUUUGUAAACAAUGCCUAACAAAGGUUGACUAGUUGAGCUUUACUUAGAUGUGUGUUUGUCAGCUGUUUAUAUGAUUAGAACUUUCUUAUACAAAAUAUGUAACCACACUUAGCACCUCAGCUUAUAUUUUUAUUUGUUAACAGUCCAUAUUCUUCAGUUCUGUCUACACUUACUGUGUACAUAGAGGUAAAUAUAUUAUAAUUCUUCUUAUUAAUGUGUUGUUAUCAUCCUCCUUGUUAUUAUUUGAAUGCAUAUUCUUUUUGGUAUGGAAAGCUUUUCCCCCAUUUCAAACUUGUAAAUAUUUUUGUGUGUGUGUAUGUGUAUGUGUAUAUGUAU
This is a messenger RNA of Pygocentrus nattereri (red-bellied piranha), 4622 nucleotides long. RefSeq names its product serine/arginine repetitive matrix protein 1. The record is from RefSeq and is a predicted model, not a curated record. Gene Ontology annotation, molecular function: protein binding. The coding region runs from base 186 to 2957 and encodes 923 amino acids. The transcript is spliced from 9 exons. NCBI's taxonomy places the organism in Eukaryota, Metazoa, Chordata, Actinopteri, Characiformes, Serrasalmidae.